Messenger RNA from Adineta ricciae, 1062 nucleotides. The record is from the annotation of a GenBank genome assembly. NCBI's taxonomy places the organism in Eukaryota, Metazoa, Rotifera, Eurotatoria, Adinetida, Adinetidae.
AUGGCACCAGCACCAGCCUAUGUGAAGAUAUUAUUAGCAGUUGGACAAAUUGUUCUUGCAUUGUUUUAUGGAACUUUAGGAACCGUCUUUACUUUGCUUCAUCUUGUUCGAAGUGGCCGCGAGAAAUUCUUCCGAAGAGUUGAACGACCAAAACCACCUCAAGUCGCACUCGAUCCAAUUUAUGGGGAACAUAAAAUGUUGAAAUUAAAAUCGUCGAAUGUGACACUUCAUUAUGUUUCGAAAGGUACAUCUGACCAGCCAUUAAUGUUAUUCGUUCAUGGUUUCCCUGAAUGUUGGUAUGCAUGGCGAUAUCAAAUGAAAUAUUUCUCAAAAAAUUAUCGAGUUGUUGCUAUUGAUCAACGUGGAUACGGUCUUAGUUCGAAACCCUCAAGUAUUGGAGACUAUAAAGUGGAAUUAUUAGCUCGCGAUGUCGCUGAUGUCGUUGAACAACUUGUUUCAGGUUACCAAUCAUGUGUUUUGGUUGGUCAUGAUUGGGGUGCGAUCGUUUCAUGGACAGUUGCCAUGCUUUAUCCGGCUGUGGUUGACAAAUUGAUCAUAUUGAAUGUGCCGCAUCCAGCUGCUUAUCAAGCAAAUCUAUCAUUUGCACAGCUUCGUAAAUCAUGGUACAUUUUUUUCUAUCAAACACCAUUCAUUCCUGAAUUAUUCUUUCAAGCAAACGAUAUGAACAUUUUCAAUGGAGUAUUUUACACAAAACCAAUGGGUUUAAUCAAUAAAGGCAAUAUCAAUUCUGAAGAUCUGGAAGUAUUCAAAUAUACAUUCGCUCAAAAAGGAACACCUCGGGCAGCAAUCAAUUAUUAUCGUGCUUUAUUUCGAAAUCAAAAAGCUGAAUUAUCGAAACCAGUUACUAUGCCGGUACUAAUCAUAUGGGGUUGUGAAGAUGGAGCACUCGGUGAAGAACUUGCUGAUGGUAGUGUCAAGUAUUGUUCAGAUGUUCAAUUGAAGAAAAUUCGAAAUGCAUCGCACUGGGUACAACAAGACGAACCCGAUGAAGUUAAUCGAUAUAUGGAAGCCUUUCUUAAUGAGAAGUCAACAUCAAAAUAA